Didymella exigua CBS 183.55 is the source of this 4453-nucleotide messenger RNA. RefSeq names its product ATP-dependent bile acid permease. Bases 219 to 4154 code for a protein of 1311 amino acids. Gene Ontology annotation, cellular component: membrane; fungal-type vacuole. The record is from RefSeq and is a predicted model, not a curated record. The transcript has 4 exons. Gene Ontology annotation, molecular function: ATP hydrolysis activity; ATP binding; ABC-type peptide transporter activity. Gene Ontology annotation, biological process: transmembrane transport. Lineage: Eukaryota; Fungi; Ascomycota; Dothideomycetes; Pleosporales; Didymellaceae.
CUCCGUCCGCCAUAUCGUUCAUUUUGCUGACCUUCUCACAGGCUCUUACAAUUGCAAUCAUCAUCCUGGAGCGGCCAAGACAAGCUUCCGUGUCUUUGCUUUUUCUGUUCGCCUCGAUUCUACUUACAGAAUUGGCAAUCAUAAUCUCGCAAUUUGGAGGUCUCCAACUCGCUCUUGGUCCCAUUGUAGCGUUUAUAGGCAUCAUUGUCAUCCUAAACAUGCCGUUACGGGACCCGAAUCUUCCCAAGGAAGAUAUCAGCCCUGUCUACGGUCCGCCAACAGUGAAACUCAGGACUCCAGAGGACAACCUGACUCCACUUCAGUACAUGACUGUGUCGUGGAUGGGGCCUCUGAUUCAGAAAGGGAUCACACGGAAGAUGGACGACGAAGAUGUGUGGGAUCUUGGAUGGGAGUUCAAGCACGCACGGCUACAUGAGGCGUUUCGAAAGUUGGAAGGCUCUGUGACACGCAGGAUCUUCAUAGCCAACGGCAUGGACGCUUUGCGAACCACGAGCCUUAACCUUUUGCGACUUUGCGCGACUCUACUGACACCAAUACUACUGCAACAGGUGCUCAGCUCCAUGAAGAAAGAUUCUGGAUCACCGCGCAGUGCGACAAUCACUUAUGCUUUUAUAUCACUUUUCGUGCGCUUACUUUCCACGCAACUGAACGUGUUCAACCUUUGGUACCAGCGACGCGCAUACGAGAGGUCCCGGGGUCAGUUGAUCACUAUGCUGUACGAGAAGACCCUCAACCGCAAAAUCCUCGGGGCGAAGCAGGAAGUAAAGGAAGAUUCGACAAAUGGUUUUACUAAUGGUCAUACUAAUAGCCACACGAACGGCCACACGAACGGCCAUGCUGAUGGCGAGACCAGUGCAGAGCCCAAUGGGGAGGCUAGCGCAUCUACUCAACCCGUCAAAAGUGCUCCACAAAGCCGGAUUGUGAGACUUUGGUCUCAGAUUCGAUCGCUUGUGUCGAGGAAGAAGAAAGAAGAGGAGGAUAAGGAGACAGCAGCUGCCUCCAUGGGCAAGAUCCUUAAUCUCAUGCGGAACGAUGUCUACGAAAUCGCGCAGCGCUUUUGGGAGUUCUCAGACAUUGUCGUGAAGCCACUGGGAGUCAUUGGGUCUACUCUACUCAUUUGGCGGAUGCUUGGCUGGUCUUGCCUGCUCGGUGUUCUUGCUCUUGCUGUCACACAACUGCUCAGUGUCGUCGUUGCACGCUACCAAGUGUACUUUGAGAAGAAGCGCAGAAAGGCCACCGACGAGAAGCUGCAGAGAACCACACAAUUCAUUGAGUCGAUCAGGCAUCUGCGCUGGUAUGGGUGGCACGAAGCAUGGCUCAAGGGAAUCCUCGAGUCAAGACAGGCGGAGCUGCAUCUGCGCGUUCUGCAGAUCAUCUUCAACACGUCUCUUGCUUUCAUCAUGAGGUUUGGGUCUGGUCUCUUCCCGGCUGUUGCGUUCUAUGCAUUCACCAAGUUGGCUGGGAAGCCGCUCAGUGUCGAUCUUAUCUUUCCCGCUAUCGAUCUGUUCAGAUUACUCGAGUCGUACCUUGGCGCUCUGCCUCCGCUCAUAACGACUUUGCUGAACGCUUACGUCGCGAUGGGUCGUAUCGAAGCCUUCAUGGCUGAGCCUGACAAAGAGGACUCUGCUGUUGUCCCCGAAGGUUCUGCCGAUCUGAGUCUGCAGAACGCAUCGUUUGCUUGGCCGGGAGUAGACAAGAACGUUCUUGAGGACAUUACUCUGUCGUUCCCGCUUGGCCUGACUGUCGUGUAUGGCGAGGUGGCUGCUGGCAAGACAGCACUGCUUCAAGCUCUGCUUGGAGAGCUCGACAAGACCGCAGGAGAGCUCACUCGACCUGAUCAGACUGUUGGAUACUGCGCUCAGACACCGUGGCUACAAAGCAUGAGCGUUCGCGACAAUAUCCUCUUUUCGGAGCCUUAUGAGGAGACGCGGUAUAAGCAUGUGCUUGAAGCUUGCGCGCUCAUCCCAGAUAUGGUUGAGUUCAAGCACGGUGAUCUAUCAAACAUUGGCGAAAACGGCAUUGGGCUCUCAGGGGGACAGAAGGCUCGCGUCGCGCUUGCGCGUGCUGUAUACAGCAAGGCUAAAGUGCUUCUCCUCGACGACCCACUCUCCGCGUUAGAUCAUCAAACUGCCGAUUUCAUCGUCCACAAGCUGCUUGGGAGCUCAUUGGUUGAGGGCCGAGUCACAGUCCUGGUCACGCAUCGCACUGAGCUCUGCCACGAACUAACGAAGCAGUGGGUGGAGCUAGACCACGGACGCGCGACCAUUAACGAACCCACUAAGCAAGACGACAGGAACGCACUCAAGAGAGCACAAACUAACGAGUCGCUGUCAGAAGAGGAAUCAAAGAAGCGGGAGGAAGAGCAAGCCGCAGCCAUUCCUGACAAGUUUAUUGAAGACGAGCACCGUGCCGAGGGUGGCGUGAAGCUGAAGGUAUAUUGGCGCUAUAUCAAGGCUGGCACACUGCGAUGGUGGGCUAUCUCGAUCGUUGUAAUGGCUCUCUUCCGUCUUCUCGAUGUCGCAGAAACGUGGUUCAUCAAAGCCUGGGGGGAGGGCUACGAUGAUGUGCACAAGGAUGGUAUCUUCGACUUUUUACCGCCACCUACCGAGAACGUUGUGCCGUGGCUAUGGGGCUUCUUCUUGUUUGUGGCAGGCACAGCCGUGCUGUUCUGGUGGACCAACCUGAUCAUGUUCGGUGUUGGAUACCACGCUGCAAAAGCCAUCUUCAGAGAGGCGGUCGAGAAGGUCGCGCAUGCAACAUUCAGAUUCUACGACGUCACACCGGUCGGACGUCUGAUGAACCGCUUGACCAGUGAUAUGAACACGGUCGAUGGUGGAUUAAGCUCUGCAUUCACCAUCUUCGGAUGGCAGAUGAUUGGCUUCGUCAGCUGUAUCGUGGUCAUUCUCUCCUCGACGCCGGCUUUCCUCGCUUUCGGAUUGCUGCUUUGUUGUGGGUUCAUCUACAAUUUCUACCGCUUCUUGCCUACCUCUCAAAGCUUGAGGCGGUUGGAGAUGGUGUCACUAUCCCCGCUCAUGUCCAACUUCGGCGCCCUCGUCGAGGGCCUGACCACCGUUCGCGCGUUCAAUGCCCAGCCUCGGUUCCAGGCUCGCGUCAUCGAGGUCGUGGACAAGUUCCAGAAGAACGAUCACUUCUAUUGGUCACUGCAAGCAUGGCUAUCGUUCCGGUUCAGUACCAUGUCAGCGAGCGCGACACUUGUCAUGACGCUGAUUGCUAUCUAUACGGGCAUCAGUCCGGGCCUGACAGCUUUCGUGCUCAUCACAGCCUCGAGGUUCGUCAUGUACACAGAGUACAUGUGUCGCAUCUACGGUCAGCUAGAGAUGCAAUUCACAAGCGUGGAGCGAGUCAUCGAGCUCCUCGACCUCGAGCAGGAGGCGCCCGGCGUCGUCGACCCUCCCGCCCACUGGCCAACAUACACGGGCGACAUCACCUUUGAAGACGCGACAAUCCGCUACGCGGAGAAUCUCGAUCCCGCGCUUCAAAACAUCAGCCUCACAAUCCCAGCCGGAAGCAACACGGCAGUCAUCGGCCGCACGGGGUCUGGCAAAUCAACCCUCGCGCUCUCCCUGCUCGCCACCAUGGCCCCAGAGAGCGGCCGCAUCCUGAUCGACGGGGUCGACAUCUCCACGGUCAACAAGCAAGCCCUGCGCAGCCGCGUGACGUUCCUUGCGCAGGAACCCGUUUUGUUCCCCGGCAGCAUGCGCAAGAACCUCGACCCCCUGGAGCAAUACUCGGACGGCGCGUGCGAAUCGGUGCUCGCCAAGAUUGCCGGGAAUCACAACUGGACGCUCUCGACGCCGAUCGAGGGCGGCGGCAAGGGGUUGUCGCAGGGGCAGCGGCAGCUCGUGGGGCUUGCGCGCGCCAUGCUGCGACGCAGUCCGGUGCUGAUCAUGGACGAGGCUACGGCGAGCAUUGAUUUUGAGACGGCACAGCGGAUCCAGAGUGUGCUGAGGGAGGAGAUGAGGGAGAGCACGGUGAUCACGAUUGCGCAUCGCUUGGAGGCGGUGAGGAACGCGGACUACUGUGUUGUGCUCGGGAAGGGGAAGCUGGUCAUGGCGGGCAAGGCCGAGGAAAUGCUGCAGGAGGGGAGUGAAUUCAGUGGCAUGUUGGCGUGAAUUGCUUCGGCAUGCAAGGUGUCUGUGGCGUUUGGGUGGAAAAAAAAUCUUGUGUCGUUUGGGUGGAAGAAGAAUCUUGUGUCGUUUGGGUGGAAGAAGAAUCUUGUGUCGUUUGGGUGGAAGAAGAACCUUGUGUCGUUUGGGUAGAAAGAGUAGCUAUUACACCUGGGACAUGGUGUUUCUGUGAUUGCAGCAGCACGUGACUGGGCUCCGAGUCAUGCACUUGUUGGUCGCGUACGGUGAAGAGGCUGGUGAGCCGGGCUUCCGGGAUUGCGCGGCCGCGCCACAAAAUCCGUCAC